Cricetulus griseus (Chinese hamster) is the source of this 3036-nucleotide messenger RNA. NCBI's taxonomy places the organism in Eukaryota, Metazoa, Chordata, Mammalia, Rodentia, Cricetidae. The record is from RefSeq and is a predicted model, not a curated record.
AUGAAGUAUUCUUGCUGGACUCUGCUGCUGGUUAUUCUGGGCACAGAACUGCUGGGGAGCUUGUGUUCCACCGUGCGGUCCCAGAGGUUCAGAGGAAGGAUACAGCAGGAACGAAAGAACAUCCGACCGAACAUUAUUCUUGUGCUCACCGAUGACCAGGACGUGGAGCUGGGUUCUCUGCAAGUCAUGAACAAAACAAGAAAGAUCAUGGAACACGGUGGGGCCACCUUCACCAAUGCUUUUGUGACCACACCCAUGUGCUGCCCGUCUCGGUCGUCCAUGCUCACAGGGAAGUACGUGCAUAACCACAAUGUCUACACGAACAAUGAGAACUGCUCUUCUCCCUCGUGGCAGGCAAUGCAUGAGCCUCGGACAUUUGCUGUGUAUCUCAAUAACACUGGCUACAGAACAGCCUUUUUUGGAAAAUACCUCAAUGAAUAUAAUGGCAGCUACAUCCCUCCUGGGUGGCGAGAAUGGCUUGGAUUAAUCAAGAAUUCUCGUUUCUAUAAUUACACUGUUUGUCGCAACGGCAUCAAAGAAAAGCAUGGAUUUGAUUAUGCAAAGGACUACUUCACAGACUUAAUCACUAACGAGAGCAUUAAUUACUUCAAAAUGUCUAAGAGAAUGUAUCCCCAUAGGCCCGUUAUGAUGGUGAUCAGCCACGCAGCACCCCACGGCCCUGAAGACUCCGCCCCACAGUUUUCAAAACUGUACCCCAAUGCCUCCCAACACAUAACUCCAAGCUAUAAUUAUGCACCGAACAUGGACAAACACUGGAUCAUGCAGUAUACGGGUCCCAUGCUGCCCAUACACAUGGAGUUUACCAAUGUCCUCCAGCGCAAACGACUCCAGACUCUGAUGUCAGUUGAUGACUCUGUAGAGAGGCUAUACAACAUGCUUGUGGAGACGGGAGAGCUGGACAACACUUACAUCAUCUACACUGCUGACCACGGGUACCACAUUGGACAGUUUGGACUGGUCAAGGGGAAAUCCAUGCCAUAUGACUUUGACAUCCGUGUGCCUUUCUUUAUUCGUGGUCCAAGCAUAGAACCAGGGUCGACAGUCCCCCAGAUUGUUCUGAACAUUGACCUAGCCCCUACUAUCCUAGACAUCGCAGGGCUUGACACUCCUCCUGAUGUCGAUGGCAAGUCUGUCCUCAAACUUCUAGACCUGGAAAAGCCAGGUAACAGGUUUCGAACAAACAAGAAGGCCAAAAUUUGGCGUGAUACGUUCCUAGUGGAAAGAGGGAAAUUUUUACGAAAGAAGGAGGAAUCCAGCAAGAAUAUCCAACAGUCAAACCACUUGCCCAAAUAUGAGAGGGUCAAGGAACUGUGCCAGCAGGCCAGGUACCAGACAGCGUGUGAGCAGCCUGGGCAGAAGUGGCAGUGCAUUGAGGACACAUCCGGCAAGCUUCUCCGCCAGAGCACACGCAACCUCUAUUCUCGAGGCUUGCACGACAAAGACAAAGAGUGCCAUUGUAGGGAGUCUGCUUAUCGCUCCAGCAGAAGCCAGAGAAAGAAUCAAAGGCAGUUCCUGAGGAACCAAGGAACACCAAAGUAUAAGCCCAGAUUUGUGCACACCCGGCAGACUCGGUCCCUGUCUGUUGAAUUUGAAGGUGAAAUAUACGACAUAAAUCUGGAAGAAGAAGAAUUGCAAGUGUUACCACCAAGGAGCAUUGCUAAGCGCCAUGAUGAGGGCCACCAGGGGUUGGGAGGCCACCAGGCUGUUGCUGGUGACAUCGGGAAUGAGAUGCUGGCAGACAGCAAUAAUGCAGUGGGGCUGCCCACCACUGUCCGUGUGACACACAAAUGCUUCAUUCUUCCAAACGAUACAAUCCAUUGUGAGAGAGAGCUGUACCAAUCAGCCAGAGCAUGGAAGGACCAUAAGGCCUACAUUGAUAAAGAGAUUGAAGUUCUUCAAGAUAAAAUUAAGAAUUUAAGAGAAGUAAGGGGACACCUCAAGAAACGGAAGCCUGAGGAGUGUAGCUGUGGUAAGCAGAGCUAUUACAACAAAGAGAAAGGUGUAAAAAGGCAAGAGAAGUUAAAAAACCAUCUUCACCCUUUCAAGGAGGCUGCUCAGGAGGUGGACAGCAAACUGCAGCUCUUCAAGGAGAACCGUCGGAGGAAGAAGGCCAGGAAGGAAAAGAAACGCCAGAGGAAGGGGGAGGAGUGCAGCCUGCCUGGCCUCACCUGUUUCACACAUGACAACAACCACUGGCAGACUGCCCCAUUCUGGAAUCUGGGAUCUUUCUGCGCGUGCACGAGUUCUAACAAUAACACGUACUGGUGUUUGCGUACAGUUAAUGAGACACACAAUUUUCUCUUUUGUGAGUUUGCUACUGGCUUCCUGGAGUAUUUUGACAUGAAUACGGAUCCUUAUCAGCUCACAAAUACAGUACACACAGUAGAGCGGGGCAUUUUGAAUCAGCUACACAUACAGCUAAUGGAGCUCCGAAGCUGUCAAGGGUAUAAACAGUGCAACCCAAGACCCAAGAGCCUUGACAUUGGAACUAAAGAUGGAGGAAGCUAUGACCUACACAGUGGCUGCCAAUUCCUUGUCCAUGGCUCCGUCUUUGAAGGCAGCACCGUAAGCAUCUCUAGUUCCUCUCCACCUCCAUGCUUCUCCUAUGCGUUCCACAGUAAGGCUCCCCUGACCUUCCUGCUUCUCGAUACUACCAUCUCCCUAAGGACUCCCCUGGUGGUUAUCUUCACUUCACCUGAACAUUGCCCCAUCAAGACCCAUAACUUUGUCACACAUGCAAGCUCCCUUUUGCCUCCUAAAGUGAUUCCUGUGGCUUCUGAGGGGUUGGAUGUGGACAGCUCUGAGCUUCCUUCGCUGGUACCCGUUUCUCCUCUCACUUACACAGCAGAUACAUCAACUUCUCUGAUAAUUCCCUAUGGAGCCAGGACUCUGAAUAUUCUAUGCAAGGACAAUUAUGGGAUGGAUGGGAAGGUUAGUCAGCCCAUUGUCACUUCAGACACCAACUGGCAAGGCCUGGAGGAGUUAUCCAGUGGGAAUGACCACACUGAUGAGUAA